Mercurialis annua (annual mercury) is the source of this 881-nucleotide messenger RNA. RefSeq lists its product as uncharacterized. The transcript has 6 exons. Bases 87 to 563 code for a protein of 158 amino acids. The record is from RefSeq and is a predicted model, not a curated record. Lineage: Eukaryota; Viridiplantae; Streptophyta; Magnoliopsida; Malpighiales; Euphorbiaceae.
AAAAAAAGGAAGAAAUAAAAAAAGGUGUGGGUCCAAAGGAGUGUGACAAGCUCGUUGGGAGUAAGAAAAGGCAGAGCUUGAAAAAGAUGAUCAUCAGCGUUGGCACUUGGCUAUGGCUCACCGGAGCAAAGCGGAAGCAAUUGGGAAUGAUCAUCGUGGCUCGCCGCAUUCUUCUUUUCAGGCGGAGAAACCCUUGCCGCAUUUCUUUACGAUUAUUCUUCCUAGGACCAUCACUGAAAACAAGCUGGAUGAAGAAAACAAGUAUAGGUGUUGCUUCAUCAAUGAUUCCCAAGUGGUUUGGAACAUUGUUGCAGGUCUGCAAGAAGAUUAAGCCACUGAAGCUUUUGAAGUUGAUUUUGCUAACAGGUAUCUUGGGGGUGGUGAACUUUGUAGUGGCUGCGGACAGGGAGAUCAACAAGGUUUUCUGUGGAUUUUUUGAUCAAUCUAAAUGUAAUCAGUAUGAGAUAUUAAUUCUGGAUCACGGUCUUCAAGGAGCGAGGUCUAAAGUAGAUGAUCAGGACAUCAAAUUUACACAUGGAGUCAAGAGAUCACGAUGGAGAUAACCCCAGCUCUCAGCAACUCCAAGAGCUAUCUGAUGGCGAGUUGGCCAAUCCAGAUGAAUCCAGUUGUUUCAAGCGCGUCUAGUAGGUUUUCGUCCGCAUGUACUACACCAAAAGGCUAUAAUUCAUAGUCCAAGAACUGUUUGUAGAUUAUCCGCCAUUUACAGGAACUUGCCAUAAAGCAGCUGAAAAACUUAAGGCAAGGAUGGCAAUUUCAGUUCAAUAAAUUGGAGCUAAGCAAAUAUGGUGGAUUAUGUUCUGUUCAAAGAGGAGGAGCAUGCUUGAAAUGCACUUCAAAAAUUGAGUGGGAGGUUUUAUGCU